This is a messenger RNA of Solenopsis invicta (red fire ant), 1041 nucleotides long. It is a transcript of the gene Taf12, whose product is annotated as transcription initiation factor TFIID subunit 12. Lineage: Eukaryota; Metazoa; Arthropoda; Insecta; Hymenoptera; Formicidae. Gene Ontology annotation, cellular component: SAGA complex; transcription factor TFIID complex; SLIK (SAGA-like) complex. Bases 355 to 927 code for a protein of 190 amino acids. Gene Ontology annotation, biological process: DNA-templated transcription initiation; RNA polymerase II preinitiation complex assembly. Gene Ontology annotation, molecular function: protein heterodimerization activity; TBP-class protein binding; DNA binding. The transcript is spliced from 4 exons. The record is from RefSeq and is a predicted model, not a curated record.
GAUUCAUAUUGUACCAACUUAAUAUACUAUUUUUUAAAUUUAUUGCCGAAAUUAAGAUAAUUUAAUAGAAAAUUACUAGUUAGUACGCGUAUCAAAGGCUUGGUGUAAACAAGGCCUAUGUGCAAAGACCGAAAUCCAUUGGCUGAGAAAGGAAAGAAAGGAAUUCCGAAUACAAAAAGAUGUGAUAAAAGAUCGCUCACUGAAAAUUACGAGAACGAAAUGGCACGAGGCACGACCACGAGGAGGUAACCGUCAGUGAUUGUGACUGGCAGCAAGCAGAAAGCAGAAGAGAAAAUAUAUAUAUACACGGAAGGAGAUCCUUAAAUAUCUGACGACUUUGUAUCGUUUCUCGGGAUGUCGCAACAAAGUGCUAUUGUUCAAACGCCUACGACUACUACGGGUUCAGAUAUGACGCCCGUGCUUGGAACUCUACAAUCUGUGGGACCUAAUAAUCAGACGUCACCGGUUUUGCCUAAUGUGCAAAGCGGUGGCACUACAACCACUGUACAAUCGCAAACGCAGUCUCAACAAACUCAGUACGUUCCACAGUCUUCAAAACCAGUGCAGCAAUCGUCCGCUCCAACUUCUUUUAGUGAUUUUCCACAAUUUUUAACAAAAACGAGAUUACAAGACUUGGUAAGAGAAGUAGAUCCCACCGAACAGUUGGAUGAGGAGGUAGAAGAGAUGCUUUUACAAUUAGCAGAUGACUUUGUGGAAACAACAGUGAACGCGGCUUGUCUGUUAGCUAAGCAUCGUCAUGCCAAUACUGUGGAAGUUAAAGAUGUACAGUUACAUUUAGAAAGAAAUUGGAAUAUGUGGAUUCCUGGUUUUGGUACAGAUGAAGUGCGUCCGUAUAAACGAGCCACCGUCACUGAAGCACAUAAACAAAGAUUAGCUCUUAUACGAAAAUCCAUCAAAAAAUACUAAUCUUUUCUUGAAUUAGUUUUAUCAGUUUUGAAAAUCAAGCUUGUAUUUUAUAUAUUUUUAAUAAUUUCAACUAUAUAUUGUACUACUAAUAAUAAACAUCUUAUGAAAAAAUGU